Vigna radiata var. radiata (mung bean) is the source of this 1633-nucleotide messenger RNA. RefSeq names its product 1-aminocyclopropane-1-carboxylate synthase 1. The coding region runs from base 74 to 1525 and encodes 483 amino acids. Gene Ontology annotation, biological process: biosynthetic process; amino acid metabolic process. NCBI's taxonomy places the organism in Eukaryota, Viridiplantae, Streptophyta, Magnoliopsida, Fabales, Fabaceae. The record is from RefSeq and is a predicted model, not a curated record. The transcript is spliced from 4 exons. Gene Ontology annotation, molecular function: transaminase activity; pyridoxal phosphate binding.
AAAUUGCAGCUCCAUUGCUACAAUAGCAAGAGUGACCACACAAACACUAAACUACACAUAUACCAGAAUCAUCAUGGCUUUAAGGAACAAAAGUUUCCAACUUCUGUCUGAGAUUGCAACCAACGACAAGCAUGGAGAGAACUCUCCUUAUUUUGAUGGCUGGAAGGCCUAUGAAUCAAACCCUUUUCACCCCACACAAAAUCCUCAGGGUGUUAUUCAGUUGGGUCUUGCAGAAAAUCCGCUGACCUUGGAUCUGAUUCAAGACUGGAUAAUGAAGAAUCCCCAAGCCUCCGUUUGCACACCUGAAGGAGUGAAAUGGUUCAAAUAUAUUGCAAACUUUCAGGACUAUCAUGGAUUGCCAGAGUUCAGAAAUGCUGUGGCAAAUUUUAUGUCAAGAGUGAGAGGUGGAAGAGUGAGAUUUGAUCCUGACCGUAUAGUUAUGGGUGGAGGGGCCACUGGGGCUAACGAGCUAGUUAUCUUCUGUUUGGCUAAUCCUGGAGAUGCUUUUCUGGUUCCUAACCCUUAUUAUCCAGCAUUUGCCCGAGACUUGUGUUGGAGAACUAAGGCUCAACUCAUUCCCGUAGAAUGUGACAGCAGCAACAACUUCAAGAUAACGAGGGAGGCUCUUGAAGAAACAUACGGCAAAGCAAAAGAUGGUAAUAUCAACGUGAAAGGGUUGAUCAUAACAAACCCUUCGAACCCUCUAGGAACCACCAUGGACAAGGAAACACUGAAGAGCAUCGUGGGGUUCAUCAAUGAGAAGAACAUACACUUAGUGUGCGAUGAAAUAUAUUCUGCCACAGUGUUCAGAGCUCCUUGCUUUGUGAGUGUCUCUGAAGUGAUACAAGAGUUAGAGCACUGCAAUAAAGACCUUAUUCACAUUGUUUACAGUUUGUCCAAGGACUUGGGGAUUCCGGGGUUGAGAGUUGGGAUAGUUUAUUCGUACAACGAUGAAGUGGUGAACAAUGGGAGGAAAAUGUCAAGCUUUGGGUUAGUCUCAACUCAGACACAGUUUCUUCUGGCUGCGAUGCUUUCUGAUAACGAGUUUGUGGAGAGGUUUCUGGCAGAGAGUGGAAGAAGGUUGGGUGCAAGGCAUAAUCACUUCAUAAAGGGCCUUGAAAAGGUGAACAUUACUUGCUUGCCAAGCAAUGCAGGGCUUUUCUUCUGGAUGAACUUGAGGAGCUUGCUGAAGGAAAAAACAUUCGACGGUGAAAUGAUGCUGUGGCGUGUGAUCAUCAACGAGGUGAAGCUUAAUGUGUCACCAGGUUCAGCUUUCAAUUGUCCUGAGCCCGGUUGGUAUAGGGUUUGCUUUGCUAACAUGGAUGAUGAAACUGUGGAAGUUGCACUCAAGAGAAUCAGAGCAUUUGUUGGCAAAGAGACAGGGAAACCAGUGGAACUCAAACGUUGGAAAAGCAACCUUAGACUCAGCUUCUCAUCAAGAAGGUUUGAUGAGAGUGUUAUGUCACCUCACAUGAUGUCACCUCAUUCACCAAUGCCUCACUCACCCCUUGUCAGAGCCACUUAGUUAGACCAGUAUAUAUAUGUACCUUAAAAACUUCGUAUGUGUUAAGAGUCAAAUUACAUAAUGGUUUUUCUACUACAUAUGUCAUUUAAACUUAUGUUUGUGACGUUG